Molecule: messenger RNA, 1815 nt
Organism: Carica papaya (papaya)
Lineage: Eukaryota; Viridiplantae; Streptophyta; Magnoliopsida; Brassicales; Caricaceae
Source: RefSeq, a predicted model, not a curated record
ACGUGGCAAAAUAUUAUUGGAUAAACGUCUUUCUGGAAUCUAGAAGCAGACAAAAUAUAUAACCCACGCAUCAGCCGGGGGGAAGAGGUGCAUUUGAACUCUAUCACUAGACUGCUCUGUUUUUACUCUGUAUUUCAUAGAUCAGCGCAAGAGAGGGAGAGGGAAGCGAGAGACGGGGAGCAGAGAAAUCAAGAAGGUUAUCUCAGAUUUUGUCUCUCCGACGAAGAACAAGUUCGGAGACGAAGAAGAUUUGGGAGAUGGAGUUACUCGUCUGGUUCAGGUUGAGCACGAUAACCAGAUAAGGAAGGCAAUUUGUGUGGAUAGGUAAAGACGUAGAAGAAAAUGGUGGAUAUGGUGAAGGACACAUCACACUGGUGGUGGUUUGACAGUCGCAACAAUUCAAGGAGAUCCCCGUGGCUGGAAUCUACUCUUAAUGAGCUGGAUGCAAAGACAAAAGCAAUGCUGAAAUUGAUUGAGGAGGAUGCUGAUUCCUUUGCUCAACGAGCUGAAAUGUAUUACAAGAAACGGCCUGAGCUUAUUAGCAUGGUUGAAGAUUUUUAUCGUGCUCACCGCUCACUAGCUGAAAGAUAUGAUCUGGUUAAGCCAGAUGGUGGAGCUCGCCUGGUAACAACACUGGGGUCUCCAUUCUCUUCAACCAAGAGCUAUCUUGGGAAGUUAGUAAGCGCAAUGGAUCAACCUGAUGAUAUGUACUCAGAAAUUUCUGAGGAGGAGUAUGCUGAAUCAGAAGUUGAGGAUCCUGAGCAGGAGGAUGAGAUCCAGGUUGAGAAAGAUGCUGAAGAAGCUGAGUCGGAGCAGGAUGAUGGAAUUCAGUUUGAGCAAGAAAGGAAAGAAGAGAGAGUUCUGGGUGAGGUCUGUGAUGGAUUAUUGAACAAACUGAGGGAAGAUAUGCAAAGACUGGAAGAAGAAAACAAGAGGCAGAAUGAGAAACUGAUGCAGAAAGAAGAUGAAGUGACCCAAUUGAGAGGAGAAAUACGAAGACUGGAAGAAGGAAACAAGAAGGACCAACUGAUGCAGAAAGAUGAAAUGACCAAGUUAAUGGAAGAAAUACAUAGAUUGGAGGAGAAGAACAAGACUCAGAAAGAAAAACUGAUGCAGAAAGAUGGAGCAAGCAAGUUAAGGGAAGAAAUAAGGAGACUGAAAGAGGAAAACAAGAUUCAAAAAGAACAACUGGCACAGAAUGAGAAAUUAACCAACUUAUGGGAAGAAAUACUGAGACUGGAGGAGGAAAACAAGACCCAGAAGGAACAACUGAUGCAUAUUGGUGAAGUGGCCGAGUUAAAGGAAGAAAUUCGGAGACUGGAAGAAGAAAAUCUGACUCAGAAAGAUCACUUGUUCAUGCAGAAAGAUGGAGCAGCCAAUUUAAGGGACGAAAUAAAAAGACUGGAAGAAGAAAACAAGACUCAUGAAGAACGAUCAAUCAUACAGGAAGGUAAAAUGAUCAAGUUAAUGGAGGAAAUUCAGAAGCUGGAAGAGGAAAAUAAGACUUGGAAAGAACAACUGAUCGUGGAGGAAGGUGAAGUGACGAAGUUAAAGCAAGAAAUUCAGAAUCUGGAAGAAGAAGACAAGAUUCAGAAGGAACAACUGAUCAUGCAGAGGGACGAAGUAAUCAAGUUCAGGGAGGAAAUGCAUUACCUGGAAGAAGAAAACAAUGCCCAAAAGGAACAAUUAACCCGUCAGAAAGAUGGCGCAGCCAACUUAAGGGAUGAAAUUCAGAGACUGGGAAAAGAAAACAAGACUCAGAAAGAGCAAUUAAUCAUGCAGAAAGCUGAAGAUACCGAUUUAAGGGAUGAAAUA